Molecule: messenger RNA, 2289 nt
Organism: Python bivittatus (Burmese python)
Lineage: Eukaryota; Metazoa; Chordata; Lepidosauria; Squamata; Pythonidae
Gene: BET1L
Product: Bet1 golgi vesicular membrane trafficking protein like
Source: RefSeq, a predicted model, not a curated record
AAGGAGGCGACGGGGAGGGAGCGAGCGAGCGAGCGAGCGAGCGGGUGCCGCGGCUCUCCUUUUCUUCGUUCCCUUCAAUUGUUUUUGGGAGAGGGAUGCAAAAUAAGGAGGGGGGGGUUCCAGCCAUCCUCCGCACAGAGGUCCUUCCUUUCCUUUCGAUUACCUUGUUAGUCCAGCCUUUGGGGAUGGAGACGGACAACGGCGUCUGUGGAACAUCUGUCAGGCAGCUGGCAAGAUAGAAUGUCCGCCGGGAACAAUAGCUGCCUUCUCUCCGUUGCCCACCGCGCCAGCUCUUCUGCUUUCGCUUAAAGACCUUGGUUGGGGCCAAGGAAAGGAAAUAGUGUGGCAACAGAGCAUAUGAAAUGGUGGUAGGAUGCACCGGUGUGUGGAACUGGGUCCGAACACAAAUGCUGUGGAUGAUAUGUUAGAUAUGGAAAAUAAGCACAUGGCAGAAAACCUGGCCACUAAAGUCACCCGUCUAAAAUCGCUUGCGUUGGACAUUGACAAAGAUGCUGAGGAUCAAAACCAGUACCUUGAUAACAUGGACUCUGAUUUUAUGAGCGUGACAGGCCUUCUGACAGGAAGCGUGAAGCGUUUCUCUGCUAUGACUCGGUCAGGAAGGGACAAUCACAAGCUGCUCUGUUAUGUCUCUGGUGGACUGAUUCUUGUCUUCUUCAUCCUCUAUUAUUUGGUGACAAGAGCACGAACUUGAGGGAGAGUAUUAAAGUUUUGUACUGGAUGUUUGUUGAAGGAAAAAAAAUGGUAAUGGAAAAAAGGAGCUUUGGAUGACCUUCAGGUGUGUAUCUUGGGAAGGAUUAUUUAAAUUUUCACAGUGACCCAGAGGCUCCUUUAUGGACUACAGUAUGAUCUCUCCAUUCUGAACUCAUCUCUUUGCUUUAAAGGGGAUAUAAUUCUGUCCCUCUCUACUUGAAAAUUUAAACGCAGCACAAUUCACUGAAAUGAAGUCUCUCUCCCCCCGCCCUUAUAUAAGCUUGUUCUCUUUACUGGGUGAAAGAGGAAGCAUACUGUGAUGUUGCUUUCUACAGUUUGUAGUUCAGCAGGAAAAUCCUGACAAUGUUUAGUAAAGAUGCUCUAAUAUCUAUUUUAAUGGGGAAAAAGUGUCACUUGAAAGCCUAAUGUUAGGAUACGUGCAUUUCUGAGAAGUGCUCUCACUCUCAUAUAGGAAUGUCUUUUAGAACAAAAUUGCUUUAUCUCGGUUUUUGGAUAAACCAGCAGCUAUAACCACCCUAACAAUAAUCUUUGCUUGUUAACUCUCAAGGAGGUGUAUGGAAGAACAGAGUUGGAUUUAAAGCACUUACAAUAUAUGGAAACCUUGCACAUACUUACAUUAUUUCUGCUUUUUUCCCCCUUUCCAUUCUAGCUAGUCCCUUAACUAAAUAAUUUGUCAGUUUUGAGUUGGACUAACCAUAUAGUAAGUUAAUGCAUCUUCAUUUUUUUAAACUUUGUCCAAAUCAAUCUUGUAGUUCUUUUUUAAUUGAUGUGUUGGUUCUAGAUUAAAAGUUCAAUUUUACGCAUGUUUUUCUGGAUUGCAUUCUGUUGAAUUCAGUAAGGUUUACUUCUGAGUAGACAUGCAUAGGAUUGCACUAUAAUUCUAGAGGUGCUUGACCACUAGGGAUUGCUUAGUGAUUCUCAUCUCGCUGGAAUCAGUAACAUUUUCCUUCUGAUGUUUAUUAGCAAAGCAUUAGCAGCAUUUAAGCUAAGAUGAUAUGUACAAUUAAUAGUGCAAUCCUGUAUUUGUCUACUGAAAAGAACUCCAGAUUUAUAACCCAAGAUUUUUAUAUCAUAUCUGAUUUAUUAACACUUCUGGUUUCCUAAAUAUAGUUUGCCAUCAUAUGUUGUUCCACAGUGAAAAAAAGAAUAGAAGGAACAAAGCAUCCAGUGCUGAUCCAUUUUGGAUCUUCCUGUAAUUGAUAUACCUGGGACAGCCUUUCACUUGAAGCAAGUGAAUAUUCUGUUGUGGGUGAAUCUCAUUUGUCAUUUAUUAUAUCUCACAAUUGAAAUAGUGAGAUUGCAAUUCUCACGUUGCAUAUAAAUUUGAAAAUAAAGUAAGUUUAAGCAUUUGACAGCAUUCCCAAUUUUCUGCAAGUACAUCUAUCCAAAGCAUACAUUCUAAUGCCUUUCUUAGGCUCUUUUCCUACUAAUGGCUUACCGUGUUAAUAUAGAUGGACAAUUUCCAGUUCUUAAAAAAAAAAAUGUUUCUGUGCUUCACUUGGUUAUGCCUUAUAUUUUUCAGUGUGCAUUAUAAAAACAGAAUUAAGUUCCAUUGAA